UCCUCUACACUCAAAAGCUGCAGGUUGAAUAUCUUACCCCGAUUUCCUGUCACAUGAUUGGAAAUAGGAUCCCUACUUCAUACUAUCUGUUGUGUCGGGAGAACACAUUUGCCUUGAAGUUCAGGCGCUCUUAACGGAAGCCCGUUUGGAGAGUUCAUCAGAGCGAGCCGCAUCAGCUCCGGUGGCUGUAUCCAAACUGACUCACCUGCGAGCACUCUUGGCCAGUUCAGAACAGGGACGCAGGCAGCAACACGCAACACCAUUCCUCCUCGGACAGUCGGUUGAACGCGAAGGAGAGCUAUGGAUUCUUUGACAGUCGCAACGCUACUUCUCGCCGGGUUUCUAUCAUUUUCGACUUCAAUUCAGCUUGAAACUGAGUGCUACACGGCUAACGGGGAGGACUACAGGGGCCGGCAGAACCAGACCAGCCUGCUGGGGGUGGGCAAGCCCUGCCUCUUCUGGAACGAGACCUUCCAACAUCCCUACAACACCCUAAAGUACCCCAACGGAGAGGGGGGGCUGGGCUCACACAACUUCUGCAGGAAUCCGGAUGGUGACGUGCGCCCCUGGUGCUACAUUGCAGACCAUGAGGACGGAAUCUACUGGAAAUACUGUGACAUCCCCACCUGCCAGAUGCCUGGAAACCUGGGCUGCUUCAAAGACAGUGGUGACCCCCUCACUCUAACGGGGAGCAGUGAGACCUCCAACAAGCUGACCAUCCAGACCUGCAUCAGCCUCUGCAGGAAGCAGAGAUACAGGCUGGCGGGGAUGGAGUCGGGCUACGCGUGUUUCUGUGGUAACGAGGUGGACCGGCAGCAUCACGAGGAGGCUCCCAGCACCGAGUGCAACCACGUCUGCUUUGGCGACCACACACAGCCAUGUGGCGGAGACGGCAGAGUCAUCAUCUUUGACACACGUGUCGGCGCCUGCGGAGGAAAUUACACCUCCUCCUCCUCCGUCAUCUACUCCCCGGACUUCCCUGACAAGUACUCUCCGGGCCGGGUCUGCUACUGGACCGUGCAGGUGCCCGGCGCCGCCGCGCUGCUCUUCAACUUCACCUUCUUCAACAUUGUGGAUCAGAAGGACAUGGUGGAGCUCCUGGACGGCUACACCAACCAGGUGGUGGCUCGCUUCGACGGCCGCAACCCUCCGCGAGCUCUGAUCAACGUCACCGUGGACUUUGUCAUCCUCUACUUCUACUCGGACCGCACCAACGAAGCCCAGGGCUUUGCUGUGCUCUACGAAGCCUUGAAGAGUCAGAGCCCCAAGCCUGUGGACGAGGAAGAGGAGGAGGAAGAUGAGGAGGGGCAUGAGGAAGAGGACGUCACCAGCACAGUGGAGCCCACGCCUGGCGGCGUCACCGAGAAGUCCAAUGCCAGCGGCGGCGCAGACGGCGGCUCCUCCCAGGUCCUCUACGUCAUCACGUCCAGCCCCGGGAAGCCGCAGCGUAGCAUGCCAGGUCAGUGGCUCGGACCGGGCCGGACCGCGGGCCACACCACCAUGUGGACCAUCUACGCACUGGCAGCACUUCUUACUCUGACAGUCAUCGCCAUGGUUGCGAAGCUGCUCCUUCACAUCACUGUCAAGUCUCCAUCUAUUCCCUCCAUCAGCAGUGGGGAGCAUCUCCAGUCCUGUAACCAGAGCACGGCCUCGGAGCCUUGGAUCAUCUUCUACCGGCCCUCCACCAUCUCGCUCUUCAAGAAGAAGCUCAAGAACCAUCACGGAGACCUCAGCCCUCUGGUGGGCAACUAGGAGAAGAAGAAGAGACCACAACAAAGAGACAAGAGAGAGGGAGGGAGGAGGACCAUGGACAUGGACCGACAAGUCACAGAUGGACUGAUUGUGACUCUCCAUCUUUCCUCUUCUCCUCCUCCUCCUCCUCUUCCGUCUCUCUUCACUACUCUUCCCCAAAAACCAACCCCGGGUGAGCGGUGCGCCCGGCACCUGUGCUGAUGGCGUACCGGUCACCUGUGGGUCUCAGGGACUCAUAAGGAGAAGCAAGCGUGUGGAAAGCUAAGCUAGUUGAAAGCUAAUUCGCUAGCGGACUGACUCGUGGUACAGAAAAAGGAAUGCCACAGCUACUGGCAGAGGGACCAGAACAUUUUUUGUUUGUUGAUUUCAAACAAUAGCACCACAUGGAUGGAUUUGUACAGAGUGCACUUGUGUCAGUGGCACAGGUUUUUUUCUUUUUUGGGAGAACAAAUGAAUUUGGGAGUGUUCCAUGGACCCCACGCCACCUCAGCUACUGUAGGGCAUUAGUGGUACCAGCUCGUUAGCUGAAAACGGACAGGUGCACGGCAGGUGAUCUUCUGUUGAGGGAGGGGUGCCAUGGAAGUGGCAACUGCGUCAGGCGGGUCCACGCAUCACAAUCACCCACCCACUCGUGCACACGCACGCACG
Engraulis encrasicolus (European anchovy) is the source of this 2400-nucleotide messenger RNA. RefSeq names its product kringle containing transmembrane protein 1 (gene kremen1). Lineage: Eukaryota; Metazoa; Chordata; Actinopteri; Clupeiformes; Engraulidae. Gene Ontology annotation, biological process: multicellular organism development. The transcript is spliced from 9 exons. The record is from RefSeq and is a predicted model, not a curated record. Gene Ontology annotation, cellular component: plasma membrane. The coding region runs from base 301 to 1752 and encodes 483 amino acids.